GUCGUCGAGCCGCAUUCCGGUUUCUCCCACAGCGCCGGCCUUUUUGAGGCCUCAGACAACAUCACUCAUCUGGUGAGUGAGGAGCAGAGGGCGCGAAACCUGCACAUGGACGUCGAGGCGGAGAACCUCUUUCACCUUACCUCCCCUCCUCCUGCGACUCCAGAGGCCGCCGCGGGACCAGUGUUUGCCGUUCAAAUCGGCAACUACGCUACUCCCAUCACCCAGAUGUGUAGUGUCUAUGUCCCAAGGGGUCUUCCCUACAAAUUUAUUAAUUCAACCUCCUGGACAAUUGACCUCCUCAGGGUGCGAUUCCUCCACUUCUCCACUUCUUUAUGA
Molecule: messenger RNA, 336 nt
Organism: Dibothriocephalus latus
Lineage: Eukaryota; Metazoa; Platyhelminthes; Cestoda; Diphyllobothriidea; Diphyllobothriidae
Source: the annotation of a GenBank genome assembly